AUGAUCAUUCCUACGGCGCUACGCUGUUUGGCAAGGAGUACACAGUGGGCAGUCGCUAGACUGCAUACCAAAAGUAGUCAUUGGCCAUGUGUUCCUGUCCAGGUAUUAGCACGUCUUCAUUCUGGGGAUACUUCGUAUCCGCUCUUGGAACAUUCCAAAGCCCAGUUACGAAAGCUCCGAAACCAAGAGCGGUAUUUCAGGCGAAAAAUAAGUGCAGCAUACAACAGGUUUUCCGAAGUCCCAGACAGCAUUGUGGUCCAAGGGCGACACCAUGUGUACUUUGAGGAAGAUGGCAGUAUCUACAGGAUGGGUCUCGGACAUGGUGACCAGGAUGCGGAGGUGGUCCUUCGUGCGGAUGCAGGGGGUGAAGGAGAGGGGUCCCUGCAGCGGGUUCGAAUCUCCCCAGGGGAGCGCGUGCUGGCCGCCACGCUGAGGACCCCGAGUGAGGAGACCAGGUGCAUCCUGGUGAGCCUUGGGGAGCCCCUUGCUCCCCCACAACCACUGCUCACUCUCAACGGUGUCUUCAGCUUUGAAUGGGCCACAGAUGACAUCCUGUUCUUCACCAGUAUGGACAACCUCCGGUGUCGUCAUGUUUUUCGGCUGGACCUCAAUGCGGAGGAGGAGCCAAAGAGCACCCUGGUGUAUGAGGAGCAGGACCCUGAGUUCUUUGUGGAGGUGAGCAGCUCUAGAGACAGGAGACUGCUGACGCUGAACUGCAGCAGUAAAAGCAGCUCGGAGGUGUGGCUCGUUGACUGCAGCACGCCCCUGGCCCCGCCCACGCUGGUCCAGCCCCGCCUACCCGGCCUGCUCUACCACGUGGAGCACAGGGACCGGCAGCUGUACCUCCUCGCCAACACUGCACCAGGCCAGGAGUACCAGCUGUUGAGAGCCCCGCUGUCCUCUCCCUGCAUGGGACAAUGGGAACCACUGUUCAGCCCAGCUCCUGGAACAGGCCUGAGAGACAUGGAGCUCUUCCGGGACCACUGCGUUCUGGCCGUUCGGACUCCGAGCGGACCUCUGGGACUCCAGGUGGUCCCGUUGGCUGACCCUACCCGCACCUCAGCCAUUCAGCUCCCCUGGUGGGCCUGUGCGUUGGAGACGCGACCCGAGCGAGUGGCAGGCGGCGAGGCCUUUCGGUUCCUCCUCUCCUCUCCGGUGCAUCCCCCAGUCCCGUUCCUGUACUCCCCCCAGGAGCACCAGCUCUUCUUAGAGGAGGACCCCACUGCUCCCCCGCUCCCAGACUACCAUACCACACGGCUGGAGGCCCCCAGCCAGGAUGGAACCAUGGUCCCGCUGACGCUGUUUCACAUGCCUGCUUGGGGCGACCUGAAGGAGGUGCCACUGCUGCUGCAUGUGUAUGGGGCGUACGGCCUGGACAUGAACAUGGGGUUCAGCCCUGAGAAGAGGCUGCUGCUGGAGGAAGGCUGGGCCCUCGCCUACUGCCACGUCAGGGGUGGCGGGGAGCGUGGUCUGGGCUGGCACCGCGCGGGUCGGCUGGAGGGGAAACGGAGAGCGGUGGAGGACCUGGCGGCCUGCAUCCGGCGGCUCUUCUACCUGGGCGUGUCCCGGCCCGCUCUGACGGCCCUCACUGCCCGCAGCGCCGGUGCCGUGCUGGCGGGGGCGCUGUGCAACCAGCACCCCCGCCUGCUCCGAGCCGUCACGCUGCAGGCUCCUUUCCUUGAUGUCCUGGGAACCAUGACGGACCCCACCCUGCCCCUGACCAUCGAGGAGAGGGGGGAGUGGGGCGACCCUCUUGCUGACCCCCGACACAGGGACUGCAUCGCCUCCUACUGCCCCUAUCACAACAUCACCCCACAGCGUUACCCCUCCACGUUGAUCACGGCCUAUGAGGGCGAUCGGAGAGUCCCGCUGACAGGGGUGUGGCGGUACUCCGAGAGGCUGGCGGCGGCCGUUUCCGUGCACGUCAACAGCUCCCUUACGCCAGUUCCAGAAUCGGAACCACCACCAUCCAUCAUUCUGGACCUGCAGCCGGGAGGAGACCACUUCGGCCCGGAGGACUUUGACCUGUCCCUGAAUGAGGCAGCCCGGCAGCUGGCCUUCAUCCACAGCGAGCUGGGGAUCCCAGGCAGGGCCGCAGUUAGACAGGCAUAA
Messenger RNA from Megalops cyprinoides (Indo-Pacific tarpon), 2112 nucleotides. It is a transcript of the gene prepl, whose product is annotated as prolyl endopeptidase like. Gene Ontology annotation, biological process: proteolysis. Lineage: Eukaryota; Metazoa; Chordata; Actinopteri; Elopiformes; Megalopidae. The transcript is spliced from 14 exons. The record is from RefSeq and is a predicted model, not a curated record. Gene Ontology annotation, cellular component: Golgi apparatus; cytoskeleton. Gene Ontology annotation, molecular function: serine-type endopeptidase activity. The coding region runs from base 1 to 2112 and encodes 703 amino acids.